This is a messenger RNA of Mizuhopecten yessoensis (Yesso scallop), 3102 nucleotides long. Its product is annotated as putative RNA-binding protein Luc7-like 2. The transcript is spliced from 11 exons. The coding region runs from base 321 to 1406 and encodes 361 amino acids. Gene Ontology annotation, biological process: mRNA splice site recognition. Gene Ontology annotation, molecular function: mRNA binding. Gene Ontology annotation, cellular component: U1 snRNP; U2-type prespliceosome. Lineage: Eukaryota; Metazoa; Mollusca; Bivalvia; Pectinida; Pectinidae. The record is from RefSeq and is a predicted model, not a curated record.
ACGUUACAUCCGGGUAUUGUCUACGUCGCCAUUUUACAUUCGUCUUUUGCAAUAAACGUGUUAUUGGCAACAUAUUCCAAGCAAUACCAAGCGAAAUACAAAAUGUCGGCCCAAGAUCAAAUGCGGGCAAUGUUAGACGAGCUCAUGGGCACGUCAAGGAAUGGGAGCUAUUUCAUGAGCUGUUUCCCCGUCAAAAAUGAAAGGGUGAUGAAAGGCCAAGCCGGGACACCGCGAAGUACAAGGUGAAGUUUGAUGAUCCUCGGGUAUGUAAGAGUUUCCUGCUAGCCUGCUGUCCUCAUGAUAUUCUGUCAAGCACGAGGAUGGACCUUGGUGAGUGUCCAAAGAUACAUGACCUGGCACUGAGGGCAGACUAUGAGUGGGCCACCAAAAAGAAGGACUACUACUAUGACAUUGAUGCCAUGGAACAUCUACAGAGUUUCAUCGCAGACUGUGACAGAAAAACAGAAAUGGCCAAGCGACGUUUGAAGGAGACCCAGGAAGAGCUCAGUGAGGAGGCCAACCAGAAGGCAGAAAAGAUUCAUGCACUGGGAGAGCAGCUUGGAGAAAAUAUGGCCAAGGCGGAGACCAUGGGGGGCGAGGGAGAGGUGGAGGAAUCUCUCAAACUCAUGGAAGAAGUAGAGGAACUGAAGAAAAAUAAAAGCCUUGCUGAGCAAGACUACCGAAAUUCAAUGCCAGCCUCCAGUUACCAGCAACAGAAGUUGCGUGUGUGUGAGGUCUGUUCUGCCUACCUAGGUAUCCAUGACAAUGACAGACGACUGGCUGACCACUUUGGUGGAAAACUUCAUUUGGGGUUCAUCACAAUCAGAGAGAAGUUGGAGGAGCUUAAAGUAAGGAUAAAUACACGUGUUGCUGAGAGAAGGAAUUUGCGAGAAAAGGAAAGGGAAGAACAAAAAGUUAAGAGAGAGAAAGAAGAGGAAGCAAGAAAAAGUAAGAGUGCCAGUCCCGUCCGUAGACGUAGUCGCAGUACCAGCAAGCGCAGUCGAAGUAGGAGUAAAAGUCGAAAGAGGAGCCGGUCACGUAGCAACAGUCGUGAUAAAAACAGAAGACGCCGGUCACGUAGCAGUAGUCGUAGUAGGAGGAGAUCAACAUCUAGGACAAAUGAUCGUAGAUCACACAAAAGGUCAAGGCAUUCAAGAUCCAGGUCCAAGUCUAGGCGGUCUAGAUCACGAGGUUCCAGAUCACGGCGUUCAAGGUCACGUCGAUCAAGGUCACGUUCCAGGUCAAGGUCACGAAGACAUAAAAGGAGGUCAAGGUCAAGGUCAAGACGUUCCAGAAGCCGAUCAAAGUCCAGGAGGCAUCGCCACCGGUCAAGGUCAGCAUCAGCGUCGCGCAGAAGUAGGAGCGCAGAAAGGGAUCGCAGACGAGACUCGAGGUCAAAGUCCUGAGACAGUCAUCAUUCAUAACCCCUUAGAUUCAAAAGGUGAAAGUGCUUGCAGAGAAUGGAGGAACCAAAAAGAAAGAACGCUUACAGAUAAUGCUGUGAUUCUAUUUGAACUGUAUCCAGUGGAUAUGAGGGGUGUUCUUGUUGCACAUAAUAUGGACAAGGAUUUUCUCUUUAUGUACAUAUUACAAUAUCAUUGGUUUGGUGAGACUUUCAGAUUUUGAUACUGCAACUUCAUCUGUGAUAGAUGAUCAUGAAUAUGAAGUGACUUGCAGCAGAAUUGUAUUCAUAUUUUCUGUUUUCCAUGUUUCUCUAGAUUUACAACAUAAACUGUUGGUUUAUUUGAAAAACAAAAACAUGUGAUGGAGAAUAAAAAUAUCCAUUACUACAGAUUUGAGUUGUAUGUUAAUUUAGUUGACUAAAUGAAAGGGUCUUUUAAAAGUUUUAUUUGUACAUGGUAUUGCUGUUCAUUGUGAACUGAUUUUAAUCAUUGUAUAAAUUCAUUAAAACAUAUUUUUCAUUUUUGUGUUUUAAAUUGUAACUGAACAUUGGUAAUUAUAUGAGAGUCCCAAAUGAAAGCAAAGCGUAUUUCUAUGUUAUGUUUAUAAACAUUUUGCUAUCACGCAUGGCCCUUAGGGCCAGAUGAGCUUAUGCCAUGUCAAAGUGUCAGUCUGUUACACAACAUUGGACUUGACAUUGAUUUUUUUUACUAAAGACAACUAUGGAAAUUUGUUAAAUUUUGUAUUGAGCAAUGCUAAGCAAAUAUCAUUCCAUGUCAGGGGUGUACAGUUUCACUAGCCUGGAACUAGUUGAUUUUAUGUAAGGGCUGGUGAAAAAUGUCUUUUUUUUCUAUGAGAAUAUAGAUUAGGUUGGUAUUGAUUUUUUUUAGUUAACAUCUUCCUACAGGCUAGUAAUUAAAAAUAUAAAAUUGAACACCCCUGCAUGUGUGUUAAAUGCAAGUUAGUUUUAACCAAAAUCUGGAGAAAUAUUGCCGUUAUUGUGAUUGUUAGUUAACAUUUUCAAGUUCCCAUUCAGAUAUCAAAUAAAAACAGGUGAGAGAUAAAGGUCCCUCUGGCAUCUUCUUCAUGUUAAGAUAAGUAAUUUAAAUGAUGAAUUUCAAUAUUUUACCAUUCUUAUCAGAAAUUAAAGUUAGAAGUUUUAACAUACAUAUCUAGUGAAGAAUUUAAUGUAAUUUAAUAUUUUUAACAUGCAGUAUUUUGGAUUUAUUGACUGAUUUUGUUUUAAUGGCAAAUGUAAUGUAUGAAAAUAUUAAAAAAACCUUUUCAGCUGAAAUCAUGCAAUGUACAUGAAUUUAGAAAUUGUUCAAGGUAUUGCAUCAAUAUUAUAUAUUUGGACCAAAAUGACCAGUUGCUCUGACCUCUGAUCCACUAUAUUGUUUGCAGGCAAAUCAAUAUUUGUUACAGAGCAUAUGUAGAUCUACUAUUCAAGUUAGAGGUGAAACGACCUUGGCACCCUAAGAUGUGUAUGAACAUGUGGGCUAAAUGCAAUUGUCCAAUAUGAAUUUUCCAUGUCAAGGUAAAUGCCACAUGUCAUUUUGGUCAGACUAUAACUGUCUACAAAGUAAGUACUUAUUCCAUACCACUAACUAAAUUUUUCUGAUUAAGUUACAUGUAAACAUGUUUGGUUACUAUGUUAUUGAAGGCAAGUAUGUUAAUAUCAUUAAAAGCCAUUGCCCUGUA